This is a messenger RNA of Syzygium oleosum, 943 nucleotides long. Its product is annotated as glycine-rich cell wall structural protein-like. NCBI's taxonomy places the organism in Eukaryota, Viridiplantae, Streptophyta, Magnoliopsida, Myrtales, Myrtaceae. The record is from RefSeq and is a predicted model, not a curated record. Bases 70 to 747 code for a protein of 225 amino acids. The transcript has 2 exons.
CUCCCUCCACUUCUCACCAAACAAAUCAAGAUCUCUCAAAGAAUUUGAUUAAACAGAUUCACAUUGAAGAUGAUCACUUCCAAGUUGCUUCUCCUUGUGCUCGUUGGUGCUCUAGUUUGCACCUCUGGCUACUCUAGGGUGCGUUUGGGUGAGAAGGGGUCCUCCGAGGAGGAGAAAACCUUCGACCACGGUCCUGGAUACGGUGGUGGCCAGGGUGGUGGAGGGGGAUUGGGUGGCGGUGCUGGUGCUGGUGGGGGAGCUGGCUAUGGUGGAGGAGCUGGUGCCGGUGGGGGACUCGGAAAAGGCGGUGGUCUAGGCGGAGGGGGUGGAGGAGGUUUGGGAGGCGGCGGCGGUGGAGGAAAAGGUGGUGGAUAUGGUGGCGGCGCUGGUGCUGGCGGUGGGAUAGGUGGUGGAGCUGGAGGAGGCGGUGGUGGAGGAAAAGGUGGUGGCUAUGGUGGGGGAGCCGGUGGUGGAUAUGGUGGUGGAGCUGGUGCUGGCGGUGGGAUAGGUGGUGGAGCUGGAGGAGGCGGUGGUGGAGGAAAAGGUGGUGGCUAUGGUGGGGGAGCUGGUGGUGGAUAUGGUGGUGGGGCUGGUGCUGGCGGUGGGAUAGGUGGUGGAGCCGGAGGAGGCGGCGGUGGAGGGUUUGGAGGCGGCGGCGGCGGGGGGCAUGGCGGAGGAGCUGGUGCUGGCGGAGGAUAUGGUGGAGGAGCCGGUGCUGGUGGAGGGUAUGGUGGUGGACACCAUUAAAGAGUGAGAACCAAAUAUGAAGAUGUGUCUUUCCAAAUGAUUACUCUAUGUUUUGCUUAAUUAGUGCUUAAAAUGUUAAGGCAAGUACGGCCAGAGAGACGUGUGCCUUGGUCUCUCUUGCAGCUUAAGUUUGAUUUCUACGUCUCAAUAAGCCUUUUACGGCAAAUUAAUGUACCAGGCAUGCAUCUUGUAGUAA